Messenger RNA from Acanthosepion pharaonis, 2679 nucleotides. The record is from the annotation of a GenBank genome assembly. Lineage: Eukaryota; Metazoa; Mollusca; Cephalopoda; Sepiida; Sepiidae.
AUGGCCAGCGCCCAUCCCAAACCUAUAUCCAUCAUGUUCAACUCGUCCAACCCUACUGUAUUGCUGGUGGUCGAAUGCAUGGAUAAUCGAAGGACAAACAACGGCUACGCCGACGGUCAUUUUUCUAGGCUCGGAACGAGUCAGAUCUGUAAGCAGACGUUGUUUCCACUUGACUGCCAUUUGUUGAAGUCUAUAUCUGGAAAUGGAAACAACAAAGAGAUUCCACCAUAUUGUAAUCUAUCUAUCUAUCUAUCUAUCUAUCUAUCUAUCUAUCUAUCUAUCUAUCUAAUCUAUUCAAUAUUCUUUAUCUAUCUAUCUAUCUAUCUAUCUAUCUAUCUAUCUAUCUAUCUAUCUCUCUAUUCAAUCUUCUUUAUCUAUCUAUCUAUCUAUCUAUCUAUCUAUCUAUCUAUCUAUCUAUCUAUCUCUCUAUCUAUCUAUCUAAGCCUAUCUAUUCAAUCUUCUUUAUCUAUCUAUCUAUCUAUCUAUCUAUCUAUCUAUCUAUCUAUCUAUCUAAGCCUAGUCAAAUCUUAUAUAUAUAUAUCUUAUCUAUUCAAUAUUCUUUAUCUAUCUAUCUAUCUAUCUAUCUAUCUAUCUAUCUAUCUAAGUCUGUUCAAAUCUAUCUAUCUAUCUAUCUAUCUAUCUAUCUAUCUAUCUAAGCAAUAUAUCUUUAUCUAUUCAAUAUUCUUUAUCUAUCUAUCUAUCUAUCUAUCUAUCUAUCUAUCUAUCUAUCUAUCUCUCUAUUCAAUCUUCUUUAUCUAUCUAUCUAUCUAUCUAUCUAUCUAUCUAUCUAUCUAUCUAUCUAUCUAUCUAAGCCUAUCUUUUCAAUCUAUCUAUCUAUCUAUCUAUCUAUCUAUCUAUCUAUCGUGUCUAUUCAAAUCUAUCUAUCUAUCUAUCUAUCUAUCUAUCUAUCUAUCUAUCUGUCUUUUAUUCAAUCUUUAUCUAUCUAUCUAUCUAUCUAUCUAUCUAUCUCUAUCUAUCUAUAAGAUAAUCUAUUUUUUUUAUUUCUAUUUCUUCAUUUCUUUCUUUCUUUCUUUCUUUCUUUCUUCUUUAACAUUUUACCAUUUCCGAUUUCUUUCUUCGAAAUUGUAUCAUACUCUUCAUUCUUUCUUUCAUUCUUUCUUUCUUUUUCCUACGCAAUUUUCCCCUAUUCGCAUUCUUUCUUUCUUUCUUUCUUUCUUUCUUUCUUUCUUUCUUUCUUUCGUUCGUUCGUUCGUUCGUUCGUGCGUUCGUUCAUCCCUUUUUUUUUCGUCAGAUGUCCCUGUUCUCAACUCUUUCAUUUUUCUUUCUUUACAGUUUGAUCCUUUCCUUUCAUCUGUUUUUUUUUCUUUUCCUAAAUGUCUUCGUAAUUUAACACUACCCUUCUAUAUUUUCUUUCUUUCUUUCUUUCUUUCUUUCUUUCUUUCUUUCUUUCUUUCUUUCUUUCUUUCGUUCGUUCUUUCUUUCUUUCUUCGUCAGAUGACCCUGUUCUUGACUCUUUUUUUUCUUCAAAAUUUGACCCUAUCCUCUGUCCUUCUAUAUUCUUUCUUUCUUUCUUUCUUUCUUUCUUACUUUCUUUCCUUCUUUCUUUCAUUCAUUCAUUUAUUGUUUCUUUCUUUUUCUUUUUCAUAUCCCUCUCCUCUCGUUCGUUUUUUUCUUUGCAAUUUGACCCUAUCUUUUCAUCUCUCUUUUUUAUUUCCUUAUUUUCUUCUUCGUAAUUUAAAUCUAACCUUCCAUAUUCUUUUUUCUUUCUUUUUUUUAUUUCAUCCUUUCUUUCUUUUUUCCUCAAUUUGCUUCUUCUCUUCCUUUCUUCAUUUUAUUCAGUCUUCUCUUUCACUCCAAAUAACACGCCAUUUUUCUCUGUUAAUUUCUUCCCACUUUGCUUCUACUACUCAGUUCUUUUUCAUUUCUUUCUCUGGCUUUCAACUGCUUCCCAAUAUCUCAUCCAAUGAUGCAAAUGUCGAUAACAAUAUUAUCAUGUGUCACAUUAUAUUCACUCUCCAUUAUAUAACAGACGCCCGUGACGUCAUCGCUGCAGGUGUUGGGCUGAUGGCCACACAAACAAAAUGCCGCACGCAUACAAAUGAUUUCCUAACAGCACUUAUAUUAGAACGCGCUUUCGGCUUUUCUACGCACGUACACCACCACGCCAACAACACCAUGUCCGUCUUCCUCGGAGACUCGCUAUUUAUGCCUGCGUGGCGGGGAACUAAAAUUUGCAUACGAGUCUUACAUCUCGUUCGGCCUAGACUUCCGAUUUUUCCUUUGUACGUCUUCCCGCGAUCUAGGAAUUUCGGAAUAAUCCGUUUCUCUUUUAAUGUCAGUCGCGAUUUUUCAACAGGACCCGACACGCCAAACGAAUUCGCUUUGUGGGGGAAUCUACCCCUUCGCCGAUCUUUUCAUAAUGCAUCGCUCUCGCUUUCAUUCCUUUCCCCUCCCCCGCCAACUCCAUACGCUAAGUGCAUGCGCAUAUUCUUACGUCUUCUCAUUGGCUGUCAAAAGGAAUUAAUAUUUUACUUAAGCAUCUUUUUUUUUCUUCCUCUUUCUUUCUUUCUUUUCAGUUUUUCUUUUUUCUUUCAUUCUUUCCUUUUCUUUCAUUCUUCCUUCUUUUUUCUUUCUUUCUUUUCUGUUUUUCCUUUUUUUUCAUUCCUUUCCUUUUCGAUCAACUACAUCCGGCUUCAAGGCUUUUCCGGUUUUUCCUGA